Molecule: messenger RNA, 2952 nt
Organism: Nyctereutes procyonoides (raccoon dog)
Lineage: Eukaryota; Metazoa; Chordata; Mammalia; Carnivora; Canidae
Gene: DBN1
Product: drebrin 1
Exons: 16
Coding region: 364-2463 (699 amino acids)
Biological process (GO): postsynaptic actin cytoskeleton organization; neuron projection morphogenesis; positive regulation of dendritic spine morphogenesis
Cellular component (GO): lamellipodium; postsynaptic density; site of polarized growth
Molecular function (GO): actin filament binding
Source: RefSeq, a predicted model, not a curated record
GGCUCAGUGGUCAGCUUCCUCGUGGCAGAUAAGCUGAGCUACCUUCUCUCCCUUUCCUGGCUGUUGUCUUGCCCUGAGCUUGAGACGGGAUGGACCACCUGCUCUCUCUGGCUGGAGACCCCUGGGUGGCAGGAAAGCAAAGGGGUCCCACACUGCCCCAUUCAGGAAUCCCCUUCCUCCAAAAUACUCUCUCCUGGGACAGGUGCCCAUUCUGUUCUCUAGGCCUGGUCUUUUCCUAGCAGGAAGGAAACUGAGGCACAGAGUGAGGAUAGGUCUGAGGGCCCUCACGUGGGCUGGCCUCACCCUCAUCCUAGGAGGGCAGUUAGGUAGGGACACUGACCCGGGGGCUGGAGGAGGGGCAAGAUGGCCAGGCGUCCAUGCCAUGGUACUGCAGCACUGGCGGGCAGCCAGGCCUGGAGGGAUGGACGAGGGAGAAAGCUCUCAAUCAUGUGCCAGGCUCUGUACACAUAUGAGGAUGGCUCAGAUGACCUCAAACUUGCAGCAUCAGGAGAUGGGGGUUUGCAGGAGCUCUCUGGCCACUUUGAGAACCAGAAGGUGAUGUACGGCUUCUGCAGCGUCAAGGAUUCCCAGGCUGCUCUGCCAAAAUACGUGCUCAUCAACUGGGUUGGUGAAGAUGUACCUGAUGCCCGAAAAUGUGCUUGUGCUAGCCACGUGGCUAAGGUGGCUGAGUUCUUCCAGGGUGUUGAUGUGAUUGUGAAUGCCAGCAGCGUGGAAGACAUAGAUGCGGGUGCCAUCGGGCAGCGGCUCUCCAACGGGCUGGCACGGCUCUCCAGCCCCGUGCUGCAUCGCCUGCGGCUGCGUGAGGAUGAGAACACUGAGCCGGUGGGCACCACCUAUCAGAAAACUGAUGCAGCUGUCGAAAUGAAGCGGAUUAACCGUGAGCAGUUCUGGGAGCAGGCCAAGAAGGAGGAAGAGCUGAGGAAGGAGGAGGAGCGGAAGAAGGCCCUGGAUGAGAGACUCCGGUUUGAGCAAGAACGGAUGGAGCAGGAACGUCAGGAGCAGGAGGAGCGGGAACGGCGCUACCGAGAACGGGAACAGCAGAUCGAGGAGCACAGGAGGAAACAGCAGACUUUAGAAGCUGAGGAGGCCAAGCGACGAUUGAAGGAACAGUCUAUCUUUGGUGACCAGCGGGACGAGGAGGAAGAAACCCAGAUGAAGAAGUCAGAAUCAGAGGUAGAGGAGGCAGCAGCCAUUAUUGCCCAGCGGCCUGACAACCCGCGGGAAUUCUUCAAGCAGCAGGAACGAGUUGCAUCGGCCUCAGCAGGCAGCUGCGAUGCCCCCUCACCCUUCAACCACCGGCCAGGUCGUCCGUACUGCCCUUUCAUAAAGGCAUCGGACAGUGGGCCUUCCUCCUCCUCCUCUUCCUCCUCCUCCCCUCCACGGACUCCCUUUCCCUAUAUCACCUGUCACCGCACCCCAAACCUCUCUUCCUCCCUCCCAUGCAGCCACUUGGACAGCCACCGGAGGAUGGCACCUACGCCCAUCCCUACCCGGAGCCCGUCUGACUCCAGCAUGGCUUCCACCCCUGUUGCUGAACAGAUUGAGCGGGCUCUGGACGAGGUCACAUCCUCGCAGCCUCCACCACUGCCACGACCGCUCCCUCAAGAGACCCAGGAGCCUGGGCCCGGCCUGGAUAGUGAAGAGACCAGCAAAGAGGCAAGAGCAGCAACCCCUCAGGCCUGGGCUGGCCCCAUGGAGGAGCCUCCACAGGCACCGGAACCUCCCCCAGGGCAAAGCAGCCCCACGGAGGACUUGAUGUUCAUGGCAUCUCCAGAGCAGGCUGUCCUGGUUGUCCCUCUGGAGCCUGCCAUGGCCAACUCUGCCACAACUGACACCCCGGCAGCUGAUGCCAAUGAAACCGACACUGCCACUGCUGACACCGCUGUUGCCAACACCAUCACCCCUGCCGCUGCCAGCCUCAUCGACCUAUGGCCUGGCAAUGGGGAAGAGGCCUCCACACCCCAGGCUGAGCCCUCGGGUGCUGAGGUCACUCUGGCAGAGGUACCCCUGCUAGACGAGGUGGCUGCGGAGCCACUGACACUGGCAGGCAAAGGCUGUGCCAACCUUCUCAAUUUUGAUGAGCUGCCUGAGCCACCAGCUACCUUCUGUGAUCCAGAGGAGGAAACAGAAGGGGAGCCCCUAGCUGCCUCCCAGGUCCCAACUCUGCCCUCGGCUCUAGAGGAGCUGGAUCAGGAGCCAGAGCUGGAGCCAGAACCAGAGCCCCACCUGCUGACCAAUGGCGAGACCACCCAGAAGGAGGGGACUCAGGCCAGUGAGGGGUACUUCAGCCAAUCACAGGAGGAGGAGUUCGCCCAAUCGGAAGAGCUGUGCGCAAAGGCCCCGCCUCCUAUGUUCUACAACAAACCUCCAGAAAUCGACAUCACCUGCUGGGAUGCAGACCCAGUACCAGAAGAGGAGGAGGGCUUCGAGGGCGGUGAUUAGCGGUGGUGCCUGCCCUCAGGCUGCCCUUGCCAAGGCCGCCCACCUGUGUCGGCCUCUGGCCAGACGGCCCGCCGCGCCUGCACUCGCAGCAGCUCCGCCUGGCAUCCAUUCCGGAUUCCGGCCCUGACCCAGGACUUGGCCGCUUCCCUACCCACAGGGCCCAACUUUUACAGCUUUUCUCUUUUUUUUAAAGUUGAUAGGAGACUUGUACAGUUGACUGGUUUUCCUCCCGUUGGUAGUUGAGACGCUGUUGCAAAUUCUACCCCUUCCCCUCCCGGUCCAGAUUGUAGCUCUUAGCCCUCCCUGCUCACUCAGCUGGCCGGGGUGGAGGCCUCACCCUACUUGGGGCCUGGUGUCGGGGGAGCUCUGGGUGGGAAAAUGUCCCACCUCUUUUCCUAGUUUUAUGUUUCUUGGAAAAAUAUCACUUUGUAUUCUCUGUCCAGGGCUUCAGAUAUUUUGCACGAAUUUUAAAACAUGGCAAUAAAUGGC